AUGGCGAUUGCUUGUAGAUGUGUCGUGAACUGGGAGCACGCUUCCAAGAAGGCUCGUUUUAGCCAGGGUAUUAAUCCUAUAGGGAAUUUAAAUUCAGGUGGGGUGUACGUGUGCAUGUUGGCAGGGGUGAAGCGUGAUCAGAAACCACAUUCAGGUUGGUACAGAGGUUAUACACUACGAAAAAAAUCCAAGAAGGUAAGUGUUGGCGGAGCGGAGUGCUCAUUUUUCUCUCGGAUAGAGAUGUAUUACGGCGUUGGACAACAUGAAACAGUUAUACCCAAUGAGCUCCCCUUGAUUCAGGAGGUUACCACUACGCUGCGGGAAUGGUCUAUAAUAUGGCGGCAGUUAUAUGUUGUGAGUAUCAACCUGGGAAAAUACUUACAAUACCAUACAGUUUGUGAAAAGAGUGAUGCUGUGAAGCAAGAUAACAGAGAAAUGUUUCGCAGUGUACGGCACAUGAUAUAUGAUCUUAUUGAGUGGAGAUCUCAAAUACUGUCUGGGACCCUGCCCCAGGAUGAACUCAAAGAACUGAAAAAGAAAGUGACUGCCAAAAUUGAUUAUGGCAACAGAAUUCUUGAUUUAGAUCUGGUCGUUAGAGAUGAAGAUGGCAAUAUUUUGGACCCAGAGCAGACCAGCACGAUUAGCCUUUUCAGAGCACAUGAAAUAGCUUCUAAGCAAGUUGAAGAGAGGCUACAGGAGGAAAAAUCUCAGAAACAAAAUAUCGAUAUCAACAGACAAGCCAAGUUUGCUGCCACUCCUUCAUUUGCUUUAUUUGUAAAUUUAAAAAAUGUAGUCUGUAAAAUAGGAGAAGAUGCUGAAGUCCUGAUGUCUCUGUAUGAUCCACUGGAAUCAAAAUUUAUCAGUGAAAACUACUUGGUGCGAUGGUCAAGCUGUGGACUCCCCAAAGAUAUAGACAGAUUGCAUAACCUUCGAGCAGUAUUCACCGACCUGGGCAGCAAAGACCUGAAAAGAGAGAAAAUCAGUUUUGUCUGUCAGAUUGUGCGAGUGGGCAGAAUGGAGCUGAGGGACAACAACACGAGAAAACUAACCUCCGGGCUGCGGCGACCGUUCGGAGUAGCAGUAAUGGAUGUUACUGACAUAAUCAACGGCAAAGUUGACGAUGAGGACAAACAGCACUUCAUUCCAUUUCAACCGGUGGCAGGGGAGAAUGAUUUCCUUCAGACUGUUAUAAACAAAGUGAUUGCUGCUAAAGAAGUUAACCACAAGGGGCAGGGUUUGUGGGUGACUUUGAAACUUCUUCCAGGAGAUAUUCAUCAGAUUAGGAAAGAGUUUCCACACUUAGUGGAUAGGUCAACAGCCGUGGCUCGGAAAAUGGGGUUUCCUGAGAUUAUUAUGCCUGGUGAUGUUCGUAAUGACAUCUAUGUAACAUUGGUUCAGGGAGAUUUUGACAAAGGCAGUAAAACAACAGCAAAGAAUGUAGAAGUGACAGUAUCUGUUUAUGAUGAAGAUGGCAAAAGAUUAGAGAGUGUUAUUUUUCCUGGCGCUGGUGAUGAAGCCAUCUCAGAGUACAAGUCAGUAAUAUAUUACCAAGUAAAGCAGCCUCGCUGGUUUGAGACUGUAAAGGUCGCAAUCCCCAUUGAAGAUGUGAACCGCAGUCAUUUAAGGUUCACGUUCCGUCAUAGAUCAUCACAGGACUCCAAAGAUAAAUCUGAGAAGAUAUUUGCCCUAGCAUUUGUGAAGCUCAUGAGAUACGAUGGAACAACUUUGAGAGAUGGAGAACAUGACCUUAUAGUUUACAAGGCAGAAGCAAAGAAGCUGGAGGAUGCCUCAACGUAUUUAAGUCUGCCAUCCACUAAAAUAGAAUUGGAGGAAAAGGGACACUCUGCAACAGGGAAGAGCAUGCAGAACCUUGGAAGCUGCACCAUCAGCAAAGACUCUUUCCAGAUUUCUACUCUAGUUUGUUCAACAAAACUUACCCAGAAUGGUAAGUUCAUAGAACUGCUGGAGCUUCUGCUCCUCGCAGUUGGAGUGGGGUUGUACGUACUGACUUCCCUGCCUUCUCCGUCCCCCUUCCUCUGUGAACGGACGAAGCUGGAGGUACCAGGAAAUGCAGAAGGAGGGGCAAAAUGGCAUCACAAGCAACAUCCCCCUCUAUUUGAUCUCUUGGGACUUCUGAAAUGGCGAUCUAACACAAACCUGUUGCAGCAGAACUUGAAGCAGCUGAUGAAAGUGGAUGGUGGUGAAGUGGUUAAG
Messenger RNA from Pelecanus crispus (Dalmatian pelican), 2214 nucleotides. The record is from RefSeq and is a predicted model, not a curated record. NCBI's taxonomy places the organism in Eukaryota, Metazoa, Chordata, Aves, Pelecaniformes, Pelecanidae.